Messenger RNA from Asparagus officinalis (garden asparagus), 949 nucleotides. Its product is annotated as pentatricopeptide repeat-containing protein At4g38150-like. Bases 1 to 633 code for a protein of 210 amino acids. Gene Ontology annotation, molecular function: protein binding. NCBI's taxonomy places the organism in Eukaryota, Viridiplantae, Streptophyta, Magnoliopsida, Asparagales, Asparagaceae. The transcript has a single exon. The record is from RefSeq and is a predicted model, not a curated record.
AUGAUCAUCUAUUACAUAAUAAUUACCAAGCCCCAAAACCCCAAACCCAACCUCCCUCCCCCCUACGACCCCUUCAGCAAGAAACCCACCAUCCAAGAACCCUCGGACCCCACCAACCUCCAAGAAGUCUUCCACAGCAUGCGCUCCGAGGGCCUCACCAACAGCGCGAUCAAGAUGUUCGACGCAUUGUCGAAAGACGGCCGGACCCACGAGGCGAUGGCCCUCUUCGCCGUAAUCAAAGACAAGGGCACAAUGCCCGACGUCGUCGCCCACACCGCGGUCAUCGAGGCCUACGCCAACGUUAGGAGUUUCGAGAGGAUGCUGGCUUCGGGUGUGGAGCCGAAUGUGUACACUUAUGGCGUGUUGAUUAAGGGGUUGGCGAGAGAUGGGAGGGUUGGGGAGGCUAGGAAGUUUUUGGCGGAGAUGACGGGGAAGGGGAUGAGGCCGAACGCGGGGGUUUGUGUUGAGGUUUUCGAGGCGUGUGUGAGGGAGGAGAAGGUGGGGGAGGGGAGGGCGAUACUGGAGGAGAUGAAGGGGAGAGGGUUUGCGCCGGACGAGAAGGAGGUGAGGCAAUUGCUCGGGAAGAGGGGGAAGAUGUUUAGGGGGGUUAUGGGAUUGAUCUUCGGCAAGUAGGAGAUUGGGUAUGUUCUUGUUACUCUUUGUAUGAUGGAGUGUGUUUGUGUUAGGAAAUGGGUUGUGAAAUUUUUGAGGUUCGGUAGACGUCUUAGGCUCGGGAGGUUUGGUGUUAUAUAGUCUUGAUUUAGUUAAGUUACUUGGUUGUUGAUGCUUGCGAGUAGGAAAUGUUCGGGUACGUGAUAUCCAUGGUUUGGAAACGGGAACUAUUCGAUGAUACAUAGAGUUUAUCCGAAUUGUGUGCUUGGUGAUGGUUGCUCUAUGUCUGAUAAUUUGAUAUUAUCGUUGUUAAAUAAAAAAAAAAGGGGACUUGCUU